Durusdinium trenchii is the source of this 1209-nucleotide messenger RNA. Lineage: Eukaryota; Dinophyceae; Suessiales; Symbiodiniaceae. The record is from the annotation of a GenBank genome assembly.
AUGUCUCGGGUCUUCCUACUUUCAACCGAACGGCUACGGCUUUGUUGCAGCUCCCUGACAGUUGAGCAAGCCAGUGAUGUCAUGUGGGCUUAUUGCAAACUGCAGCCGCAUGGAACUGUCCCCAAGGGGCUGUUUGAGCUUUUGUACAACCACAUACUGCAGAACUUCUCCAAGCUUCCAAUGCCGAGGUUAGUUCAAUGCCUGUUGAAUACAGCGAGAGGCCUCUCUGGACACUUUCGCUUUUGGGAUGAGAGUGUUUCCGUCCAUCCCCGUCGAAACUGCCAUCGGUUUGCAUUCAGGGACAGGCGGUUGUUGCAGCAAGCCGAGUCUCAAGUAGUGAAGGAAGUGGCUGAAAUGGAAAGCCGUCACCUGACUGCUGUGGUGCAAGCCUACACCUUGUCCCAUGUUGCUUCUCCUGAAUCCGUUUCCGUCUUUCUGCGCGCCAGCUUUGACAAGAGCCGCGAGCUGGCGCCCGAGGAGCUUUCGGCCCUGCUGGUGAGCUAUGCGACCCUGCGAGUAGGAUCUUCCUUUGCGGGGCAUGUGCAGAUUGAUAUCUUGGAUCGCCUAGCGCAGUUCUCGGCCGUUCACUUCUCAGAGAUCCUCUGGGCGUUUUGCGCCCUGCGCCACCGGGACGCGCACUUCUUCGCGACGCUGCUCCGGCUCCUCACGCCGGGCGGCGUGCGGACCGCGCGGGGCGCGGUGCUGCUGUGCCCCGCGCUGUUGGAGAUCCGGACCUACUUCCCGUCAUUGGAUCCGGAGGGCCUGGAGCGGUACACGUCCUAUGUGCGGGAGCCCUUCUGCAGAAGCCAAAUGCACAGUGCCGCGCCUGAGGUGGCGCGAGAAAGCUUGGCACGUUCCUUGAGCAAGGCGGGCAUGAAGAAGGUAGAGCAGCUGGUCGACAUCGAUGGCUAUGUCGUGGAUGUGUUGGUGCCUAGUGAUGGCAAUGAACUGGACAAACCUGUAGCUGUACAAUACCACUCAGCACCGCGCACUCUGCAUAUGGCCACUGGUGAACCGCUGGGGCAAACCAUGAUGAAGCAGAGAUACUUGCGCGCCCAUGGAAUGUGUGUUGUGAAUAUUUUGGACGAGACAUGGGAUUCUAUGGACUGCGAGGAGCAGGCGCUAGACCUGGCACAACAGAUUCAGCGAGCCCAGAAACAGCCCACCGGAAAGAGCUUUGUUGGUCCGGCCCAUCGACCCAAGGAAUGA